Messenger RNA from Nematolebias whitei (Rio pearlfish), 2202 nucleotides. RefSeq lists its product as uncharacterized. NCBI's taxonomy places the organism in Eukaryota, Metazoa, Chordata, Actinopteri, Cyprinodontiformes, Rivulidae. The transcript has 6 exons. The coding region runs from base 43 to 2202 and encodes 719 amino acids. The record is from RefSeq and is a predicted model, not a curated record.
GACUAAAACAUGACGAAAUGUGUGUGAGUUUUCGUUGACGAGAUGAGACUGUACGAAAAUGUUUGUCGGUGGUCCGUCAAUAAUUUAGAAUGCACAAUAUUUCUGCCCAUUGGUCACACCCACUGCUACCCAACCGCGCUGAUGCACCGCGCGCUCACCUUUGACUUCAUUUCAAACUGGACCAUGGCAGAUGCUGCACGUUUUACGAAGGGGCUCGGUGGACGCAAACCCAGAAAGGAUUUAUGGACUUAUUUUGUAUUUAACCCAACUGAAAGAAGAACCGAAUGUAUCGUCGAGGGAGACGGAGGUAAAUGUGGAUUUAAACUUGGUGGAAAAAACACGACAAAUCUUAAGCGGCACCUGAAGGCUCACCACCCUGAUAUUUUUUCCAAGAUCCCAGAGAUCCUAACUCCUAAAGAGAAACCUGGUGGUCCAAAGAACGACAGGUCACAGUCAUCUAUACCAGCAGCCUUUGCCGCAGGAUCUAAAUAUAAAACAGAUUCUCAGGAACAACAUGCCAAAGAACAGGCGAUUGCUCUUUGGAUUGGACGAACAGGUCUACCUGCUUGCACAGUUGAGGAUGAAGAUUUCAUCCUUAUGAUGGAGACCUUUGAUAAGAGGCUCACCAUACCGAAAAGAACAAAAAUAAACAACUUGGUUGACAAGAUUUAUGAUGGUGAAAAGCAAAAGUUCAAAGAGAGGCUUGCAACAGCACACAAAAUAACAAUUGGACUGGACAUAUGGACCAAAAAAGGCCUUACAGCAUCAUUUCUAGCAAUUAGUGCAUGCUUUUUUUGCACUGUUGAAAACAAAGCACAGCACAUACUGUUGAGACUUGACCAGCUCCCUCACCCACACACUGCUGAGUGUAUAAAAACCCAUGUUGAUCAAUGUACAGAGGACUGGGGAAUACCCCAACACAAAAUUCUGACAGUCAUAACUGAUAAUGGAAGCAACAUGAUUGCUGCGUUCAAAGCUAAUGAGCCGGAUGAACUCAGUAGCUCUGAGGAUGAAUCCAUCGAUGUGAGCGACACAGAAGACCCUGAAGUGAUUGGACAAGACCAAAGGUUUGGAGCCAUAGAUAGGACCCCAUGUGUUGUACACACACUGCAACUCGUUGUGAACAUGAUCCAGAAGGAUGCAAGUAUAAACCGACUGCUGGGCAAAGUUAGACUGCUUGUCAAGCUCUUUCGCAAGUCAUCAGUGGCAACACAGCGUUUGCUCCAGAGUGGAGGGGUUUACCGAGUGGAACUUUCCCUCAGUACCCCCCCGGAGCCGAGUCUGGCGGAAGCUUUCAGACUGAGGUUGUCCAGGUUGAACCAGCAUCCUGUCCCUCCCGGGAAGCAUGACCAGACGGUGACAUCCCUCUCCAAUCAAGCUCACCAGUGUGCAUUCCAGGUGGCCGCAGCAAACAACAAUGUGGCGCUGUUGGCAUACAGCGUUUCAAAGAGGCUGGAGAAUGCAGAUCUGCCUGAGGUGACGAAGAGCUCCCUCUGUAAGGCAUCUGACAUCUUCCUCAGCCUGUGCACCUCUUCUGCUGUCUGCCUGUUCCAGAUCGCAGCUUGGAUGACAAUGAUUCAGAGGUCCACCUGGCUCCGUCACUACCCCUCCCUGCCAGAGAAACUGCAUAAAGACCUAAUGGAGGGCCCCAUCACGAUGGACACGCUGUUGGGGACCAAUUUCAAGGCCAUGCUCGAAAAAUCGAAGAAGUCGGAGGAGAACGAGUCCAGCGCGAUAACUCGCUCUCAGCCUGAGCUGCACGCUUUUCACCGCAGCUGUGUCAAACAUGCGCUCCCGCGAUGCCAGCAGUCCUCACCAAAAUGGCGCUACAUUGAUGGAUGCGCGCACACCUCCCCCCAGCACACGUCGGCUCGCAUCAGCAUGAAUGUGAGACCGCAGAACGAGUCCAGUGGGAAACCUCGCUCUCAGCAGGAGCUGCACACUUCUCACCGCAGCGGUGUCAAACGCACGCUCCCGCGGCGCUGGCAGCAUUCACCCCAACAGCGCCGCAUUGAUGAAGGCACGCACACCUCUCCUCAACACGCGCCGGUUCACAUCGACAUGAAUGUGAACCCGCAGCCUGAGCGCGGCACAGAGUAUUCUCGCUAUCUCGCUGCCGGAGGAGACCCGGUCUGCCACCGUUUGGACCUGCGAGCCGCUGAGGCCGAGCCCGAGCCUCUGAAGCCGAGCCCGAGCCUCUGA